AUGGGCCUCACUUCUACACACUUCCUGCUUGUUGCCAUUGCGCUCCUGGUAUUGUUACCCGCAGGAGCCGACGCUUUUGGCGCAGGAAACAUCGCUUCCAUCUCCAAGAUCGAAGGGCAGAACUGGCGCCAUGGCGAUAUCGAGGAUAUGCUUGCAACGGUUGCCUGCUUGAAGGGACACAAGUGGAAGUCAAACAUGAUCAAGCGAGUCUACUUUGGUAACUGGUUGCGGGACUACUCCCAGGCUGUGGACGUCGGUACCUUGGCAAAAGUUCAGGGCGAGACAAUUCGUGUUCUUGUUUGGGUCCUAUCGUUCAUGUCCUUUGGCUACGCCACUGGAGAGUUUGAGGUCACUGCUGAGAGAUUGGGAGUGUACCGACCUGAAGAGCACAUCGAUAAUCCUAAAGACUACGCCGACGGUGAGGAUGCACGCAAGUAUGAUCCACGUCUUCGUGGCCCCGUUUCAGACGCCGAGUUGGCAGUGGAUCCACAAACAGGCAUGAAGAAUUAUAUUGCCAAUGAGCAAGGCGGUUGGGCGACCUCAGCAGGUUAUGUCAAGUUCUCUUUCGCACGCGCCAUUCAUUUUGGCCGCCUCUACACCCAUGGCCCAUCUGAUCAACGAGGCAGAGAGGAAGAUUUAUCAGAAGCGCUUCGCUGUCUUGGGCAAGGCCUUCACUGCCUCGAGGACUUUGGAGCGCAUACCAAUUACGUAGAGCUAGUGCUGCGUGAGCUGGGCUACACGAACGUAUUCCCCCACGUUGGUGCUCAUGCUGGCAUUAACCUCCAUGGCCAACACACCUUCCCUCUUGUAACAGGUACCUUUGGAGGUGUAGACUUCUUUCAUUCCGUACUAGGAGAAGCAAACGACCACAUCACGCAGACUGAAAUCGAUGAGGUAAACACUGCUCUGAUCGAUGCGGUACAGAACAAUACAAGUGGCAAGAGAGGUCCGGGAGGUCAGUCUGAUGCCUGCAGUGGCUUGAUUGAUGCUCUCAGCAAGAUCCCCGGUACUGGUAAUCUCAUCAGCCAAGCGCAGAACCUGCAAGCACAAUCCGAUGCCCAAGCUGCCGCUAAUGCGCGCUCUGGAGGUGGAGGCUACGAAAGCUUUGGAUCUCGUGCGGGAGAUCAUGAUGGUUACCAGCAAGAUAACUUUGCCGCGCCACCAGGCUCUGUGGGUGGACCGCCAGGCCCUGAUAUCCCAGGUACAAAUACGGAUCCUGCUACCAUCAUCCCUAAGAUCUACCCAAUUCUAGUGUUCAGAGACAAUGUCGUGCGCAGCAUCUCGGCCAUCAUUUCGAAGAUACCCGGUCUAGAGAAGCUCAUCGAGACCGUUACCGAGCGUGUCACGCUCUUCGUCAUGUCUCUGCUCGCACCCUUUAUUCUGCCAAUCAUCAAGUCUGCAUCCAACCAGCUCAAGAGCGGGUCUUCGGCUGUCAUUGACUCCGCUGCAAAGCAUCAGUUUGAAGUCUGGACGGAUCCAUACUCCACCAAUCCUACACAUAGCAUGCUAUCCAAGGACCACUUUUCCAACAUCCUGAACCAGCCUGCUGGCCAAGUCGCUGUGGCUAUCUUGCAGUUCGUCGCACCUCGUGUCAUCUACGCAUGGGACCACCCUGACGUCCCAGUCGACCAGGUCCUAAAUGACUGCAUGCGUGUAUUCCACCACCCCAGUCUUCGCGACUCACGUUGCGAAGUCCACGUCAACAUACCUGAACGUUAUCCUGUCUUCCGAGUCUGUAAAGGAGGGUAA
Molecule: messenger RNA, 1749 nt
Organism: Plenodomus lingam JN3
Lineage: Eukaryota; Fungi; Ascomycota; Dothideomycetes; Pleosporales; Leptosphaeriaceae
Source: RefSeq, a predicted model, not a curated record